AAAAAUAGGAAAAAAUCCGAACAAAAAUUGUGAAAAUAUCAUCACCAUUGUUUCGCCAAGGUCCAAUACCCAAAGGUUCCUGACCCAAUUUCUUAACACCUACAAACAAUGCUUCGAAGCCUUGCGCUUGUUGCCACCACCUCUACUUCCACCAUCUCCAAACCUUUAUUAUUUUCUCCCUCCCCCAAACUCACCCUUUUUUUCUCUCCUUUUUCUCUCCCUUUCCCUCAAACCAAACGAUCCCUUUCACUGCACCGGUCCCCCAUGAACAUCCUCAAAAGCUUCGGUUUCGGAGCCAACAACAAGCCAACCCCAUCAAUGCAAAACUCCGCUGUCGCUCAAGGUCCGGACGAUGACGUCCCUGCUCCUGCUCAGCAGUUUGCUCAGUUUGGUGCGGGGUGUUUUUGGGGCGUUGAAUUGGCGUUCCAGAGAGUUCCGGGUGUCACCAAGACGGAGGUCGGGUAUACCCAAGGGUUCAGGGAUAAUCCGAGUUACGAAGACGUCUGUUCUGGGACUACGAACCAUAAUGAAGUUGUGAGGGUUCAGUAUGACCCUAAAGAGUGCAGCUUUGACACUUUGCUUGAUGUCUUUUGGGCUCGCCAUGAUCCUACCACCCUCAAUCGCCAGGGGAAUGAUGUUGGGACACAAUACAGAUCCGGUAUAUACUAUUACACACCAGAGCAGGAGAAUGCAGCGCGGGAGUCCAUGGAAAAACAACAGAAACUGUUGAACCGAAAGAUUGUUACAGAGCUUCUACCCGCCAAGAAGUUUUAUAGAGCAGAGAAAUAUCACCAGCAGUACCUUGCGAAAGGAGGUCGAUUUGGUUUCAAACAAUCUGCAGAGAAAGGUUGCAACGAUCCAAUCCGAUGCUACGGCUAAGUUGCCACUGUUGCAUAUGCAUUUCCAGGUUUGUGAUUGUUUAUAGCUAUAUGCUCUUGCCUGUCAGUGGCAUAUAAUAAUACUUUUGAAAAACCCUUCUGUUGAUGGAAUGAAUGCUUGCUUAUUUAUGUAGUUACUGAAAAUAUGGAUUUGUAAUUCUUUACCAGAAUCUAUGUUUGUUGUAUAUGUUAAGUGAUAGGAAUUCAUGUUUAAACUUUCAAAUGUGUGGAUUAUGCAUUAAUUUUGAAACACACCUUUGUGA
Messenger RNA from Gossypium raimondii (Peruvian cotton), 1141 nucleotides. RefSeq names its product peptide methionine sulfoxide reductase A1. The transcript has 2 exons. NCBI's taxonomy places the organism in Eukaryota, Viridiplantae, Streptophyta, Magnoliopsida, Malvales, Malvaceae. Bases 109 to 879 code for a protein of 256 amino acids. The record is from RefSeq and is a predicted model, not a curated record. Gene Ontology annotation, molecular function: peptide-methionine (S)-S-oxide reductase activity.